ACAGCUCGGAUCGAGAUUGGCUGGUUUUGGUUCAACCGAUUGAAAAGAUCCGGUUCAAAAGAGAAGUUUGCUCACGAAUCGGACUCCAACACUUCCUCGUUUCAUUUUCUUCACUGUACAAUGAGUAGUUCAGAACUAGGUGGAAGGAUUUGCCGCGAUUCUUGUUGUUUGCCUGUUACUCUUUAGACAUGUACGUUUAUAGUCUCAUAUUUCUGUGCUGUGUGAUAUUCGUAUCAGACGGCAGGCGCCUGCGUAAGAGAAGCGUCGACUGUACAGACGGGAUUUACCAACAUGAAGGGGAAACCUGCUGCCUCUGUCCCAAAGGUUACCGGGUCUCGCAUCACUGCACAAGCAGAAAUGGGACGACAUGUCAGCUGUGUGAUUCUGGCACCUAUAAGGACCACCCGAACAGUGAUCAGUUCUGCUGGUCUUGUAAAAUCUGCGAUCCUAAUGCAAACAUGGAGACGAAGGUGAGAUGUUCUCCAUACUCCAACACUGUCUGCAGGUGCAAGGAGGAUCAUUACUGUAACAGGGGUGACAAUUGCAAGACCUGUAAGCCUUGUGGCAAGUGUGAAAAUGAAGUGAAAACAAAAUGCACCGAAACCAACAACACAGUGUGCGAAGAUGCCACUCCAAAAUCAAGUGAGACCGUAAAUAUUGUGGUGCCAAUUGUGGUACUCAUCAUCGUCAUCGGGGUUGGUGUGGUUCUCUUUAUCAUCUAUAAAUGGAGACAGAAAACGGACAAACCAGUCUCAGAUACAGAGGUUGAAUGCCUGAAAGAUGUAGACAUUAACAAAUACCUGACAGAAAUUGUUGAACAUCUGAGUUGGAAGGUGAUGAAACGUGUUGCCCAGCACAGUAGCAUGACUACAGCUACUAUUGACAAUCACGAGAUUAGCCACCCCACUGAUCUGAGAGAACGGACCUAUGGACUUUUGCGGGAUUGGUCCCAGAUGCAAGGUUUAUAUAAAGCCUACCCAGCUCUCAUCAAAUCUCUUAAUGCCAUAAAGGAAAGAAGAACAGCAGAUGAGAUCAAGAAAAUCGUUGAGAAAGGAGAGGCCAAAGCUCAGACAUAGACGGAACAGAUGUACAAUAAAUAUGCACAAUGUUAAAAAUUGUCAUAAUAACAUUUCCUACAAUAUUAAUGUUAAUACAGAGAGUACCCCCAUAUGUCUUUAUUUUGUAUUGUUCAUUUGGAUAUAGUUAGUAUUCUAAAUUUAUGAUGGGAUUAAGGCAUAAAAUGUGUUUAAAAAGGCAUAAAUUCCUGCUUAAAGGCACAAUAUGUAAUUUUUCACCACUAAAAGUCGCCUAUUCAAAACAAAGGCAUAGCUUGAUGAUGCCGAGAUUGAGCACGAAAUCAUGGGAGAUGUCGUCAGCCCUUGGAAAGGAAUCUAAUGGGACUCAGGCAGAAAUCAUGUUCAUGGAUGAGAUUAUUAACGUUACUAUAGUAUGAAGCAGAGCAGGGCCGAGUGCUGUGGGAGUGGAACGAGGCCGCUGGAGCGAGACAAUGAGAGACAAGGGCGACAAACGGCUUGAGAGCCGUGGAACUUUUAUUAUGUCACAGUCCCUGCUUCCACUUCUUCCGGUCAAGCGUAUGAGGUAAUGCAGCGCUGUUUUAUCAUACUAGAUAUAUUUGAGUGUGUUGAAAAUGAUGCUAUAAUGUUACUCUCUGUGUUCGCUCGGCGGCUGCUGUGAGACACUUGUUGCACACUGCAGUAAGCUAGAUCGAUAUUAGAAUAUCAUAUUAAUAAAUCCUGGAUGGCUUGUGUUGCAAUUAAUUUUAAAACAUUGUAUGACAGAGAAAAUGCUGCAUUACUGUUACUAAAAAUAAAGCUGCAUCUGAUUUUCUAUGAGGCAUGGUACAAAUAUGGCCCUUGCGGAAAAUCAAGAAAACGAGAUUCAAACAAUAAGACUAAACAUGUUUAGCUAUAUAACAAUUAGUUUUCUGUCUAUAAAUAUAUCCAAACAGUUGUUCCCUUGUCUAAUAAAACAAUAUAUUAAAGUGUCUUUGGUGUUCCCAUGGUUUCUACAAAAUAAAACCGGAAAUCAAAUUUAACGCGGGUAUGAUAUCAUUGAUAGGCGACAAACAGACAUGGUCUGUGUCCUGGUUAAAAUUGCUUAUUUCUCUGGAUUUAAACAUUCUUGGAAACAUCUGGGAUAAUGAAUAUAAGUACACACGUCAACAAAAUAUAUAACACUCUUCUAGUGGUUUUUGGAUAUUUAAAUCCAAAAAUCUUAUAUAUUGUGCCUUUAAAUUAUUGUGAGUAAUGGUCAAGUGGGCAUGUUGUUUUAGCGAUCUUACAGGAGAGGGCGCCCGCGGAAGAGAGAUGCGGGUGUGGAGGAGAGAGUUUUUGCGAUGGUUGUGAAUCCACGUUGAGUUGUUGUGUACUGAGAAUAAGUUAACAACAUUAAACGAACCCAUCAAAUUAA
Ctenopharyngodon idella (grass carp) is the source of this 2430-nucleotide messenger RNA. RefSeq names its product Fas cell surface death receptor (gene fas). The record is from RefSeq and is a predicted model, not a curated record. Bases 189 to 1076 code for a protein of 295 amino acids. The transcript is spliced from 8 exons. NCBI's taxonomy places the organism in Eukaryota, Metazoa, Chordata, Actinopteri, Cypriniformes, Xenocyprididae. Gene Ontology annotation, cellular component: membrane raft; CD95 death-inducing signaling complex; external side of plasma membrane. Gene Ontology annotation, biological process: negative regulation of apoptotic process; extrinsic apoptotic signaling pathway in absence of ligand; activation-induced cell death of T cells. Gene Ontology annotation, molecular function: tumor necrosis factor receptor activity; protein binding.